Messenger RNA from Nomascus leucogenys (northern white-cheeked gibbon), 1509 nucleotides. RefSeq names its product melanin concentrating hormone receptor 2 (gene MCHR2). The transcript has 6 exons. Gene Ontology annotation, cellular component: membrane; neuron projection. Gene Ontology annotation, molecular function: G protein-coupled receptor activity; neuropeptide binding. The coding region runs from base 315 to 1337 and encodes 340 amino acids. NCBI's taxonomy places the organism in Eukaryota, Metazoa, Chordata, Mammalia, Primates, Hylobatidae. The record is from RefSeq and is a predicted model, not a curated record. Gene Ontology annotation, biological process: neuropeptide signaling pathway.
AGAAAAGAGCACGAUGCACCCGAUGUUCGGACUGGAUGAAGUGGCAAAGGUAACCCCGCUGGUUCGGGCGUUCGGCUGUUCCUGUGCCUUGACCCCCGCUUUGGAAACGGAGGUAGGGCUGGCUCCGGACCUGUCUCAGAGACCCUCGCACUCCUCCCCCACCUUCCGUCUGCUGGGACCCGCUGCGAGCCGUUUUUGGCCACGCGCGCUUAUCGGAUAGACCUGCAGUCCCGCAGAGAGGAAGGGCGCCCGGGCUGUCCGCCGCGCGGGGAGGACGCGAACACCCAGCUUUAAUCCCUGGAAGUCCACGAACAAUGAAUCCAUUUCACGCAUCUUGUUGGAACACCUCUGCCGAACUUUUAAACAAAUCCUGGAAUAAAGAGUUUGCUUACCAAACUGCCAGUGUGGUAGAUACAGUCAUCCUCCCUUCCAUGAUUGGGAUUAUCUGUUCAACAGGGCUGGUUGGCAACAUCCUCAUUGUAUUCACUAUAAUAAGAUCCAGGAAAAAAACAGUCCCUGACAUCUAUAUCUGCAACCUGGCUGUGGCUGAUUUGGUCCACAUAGUUGGAAUGCCUUUUCUAAUUCACCAAUGGGCCCGAGGGGGAGAGUGGGUGUUUGGGGGACCUCUCUGCACCAUCAUCACAUCCCUGGAUACUUGUAACCAAUUUGCCUGUAGUGCCAUCAUGACUGUAAUGAGUGUGGACAGGUACUUUGCCCUCGUCCAACCAUUUCGACUGACAAGUUGGAGAACAAGGUACAAGACCAUCCGGAUCAAUUUGGGCCUUUGGGCAGCUUCCUUUAUCCUGGCAUUGCCUGUCUGGGUCUACUCGAAGGUCAUCAAAUUUAAAGACGGUGUCGAGAGCUGUGCUUUUGAUUUGACAUCCCCUGACGAUGUACUCUGGUAUACACUUUAUUUGACGAUAACAACUUUUUUUUUCCCUCUACCCUUGAUUUUGGUGUGCUAUAUUUUAAUUUUAUGCUAUACUUGGGAGAUGUAUCAACAGAAUAAGGAUGCCAGAUGUUGCAAUCCCAGUGUACCAAAACAGAGAGUGAUGAAGUUGACAAAGAUGGUGCUGGUGCUGGUGGCAGUCUUUAUCCUGAGUGCUGCCCCUUAUCAUGUGAUACAACUGGUGAACUUACAGAUGGAACAGCCCACACUGGCCUUCUAUGUGGGUUAUUACCUCUCCAUCUGUCUCAGCUAUGCCAGCAGCAGCAUUAACCCUUUUCUCUACAUCCUGCUGAGUGGAAAUUUCCAGAAACGUCUGCCUCAAAUCCAAAGAAGAGUGACUGAGAAGGAAAUCAACAAUAUAGGAAACACUCUGAAAUCACACUUUUAGGAAAGUACAUGGAUCACCACGAGUCUAGACAUGAUUGUCUAUCUUACUGGUAUUAUUAGAAAGGGCAGGUGUACCGAUAUGUUUAUGCCCAUUCUUCUUGUGUACUUGUGACUCUUAGCAGCAUGGAACAGAAGUGUAACUGUGCAAAUGCAAUGAGCUUAAUAUGCUAACU